AUGGCUCACGCUCAGCAAAUGGAGAUCCCCAACUUUGGCAACAGUAUCCUGGGAUGUUUGAAUGAGCAGUGGCUGCAGGGUCUCUACUGCGAUGUGUCAGUGGUGGUCAAAGACCAUGCUUUCAAGGCCCACCGAGCUGUUCUGGCUGCCAGCAGGUCCUACUUCCGGAACCUUUUCAACAGCAGCAAGAGUGCAGUGGUGGAGCUGCCCGAAGCUGUGCAGCCCCAGUCUUUCCAACAGAUCCUUAGCUUCUGCUACACUGGCUGCCUCAGCAUGAAUGUGAGCGACCACUUCCUCCAGAUUCAGGAGAUGGAGAAAAGCACAGAGUUUUUACUCAAGGUGAGCUCGCCCAGCUGUGACUCACAGGGCCUUCACGUGGAGGGAACUCCCCCAUCAGAGCCUCAGAGUCCCGUAGCCCAGAUUUCUAGCUGGCCAGCCUACAGCACCCCACUUCCCCUUGUCUCUCGAGUUAAGAUUGAGCAGCAAGAGUCAGAUUCAGUUCAAUGCAUGCCUGUAGCCAAGCAGUUACGGGACAGCGCCCCGAAAGAGGGCGGCAGCAAUGGCAGCCGCAAAAUGGUCAAGUUCUCCAGCUCAUCCCAGCAGCCCCAGCACGUGGCCCCAACCCCAGUGCCAGAGGGGACAGCAGGUAAGGGGAGCAGGCCCAGCACAUUCGAACAGACCGGCCCUGGGACAUCCAGCGCCUACACUAGUGAUAGCCCCAGUUCCUACUACAAUGAGGAGGAUGAGGAGAAUGCAGGGGAGGAAGACUCUGAUGAGCUGCAGCACCAGAUACACAACAUGUCCUCGAUGUAUAGCAUGAUGAACAUAGGCCAGAUAGCUGAGAAGGUGGAGGCCCUGUCGGAGUCUCGAAAGAGAAUCUGGGUGCAGCAAGACCUGACCUCACUGCCAGCUGAGCUCAUCAACCAGAUUGGCGGUCGAUGCCACCCAAAACUCUCUGACGAGGGUGACCCUGCUGAGAAGUUGGAGCUUAUAAUAAGCACCCGUGUAUACAUCACAAGGGCACAGCUCAUAAUCUGUCACAUCAGUGCCGGCACAAGGCACAAAGUCCUAUUUCGUCGGCUUCUUGCCUCCUUUUUUGACAGGCACACUCUGGCCAACAGUUGUGGCUUAGGCAUCCAAUCUACCACCAAAGACCCUAGGCGAAAACCCUUGGACAGGCAGAUCCUCCAUGCUGUCAAGGUCUACUGCCAGACCUUCGCCCCCAACUUUAAGAACACUGAGAUGAAUGCCAUCGUAGGGGACGUGUGCACCAAUGUUCGAAGGUUGGUGCUCAAGAGCUGUGUGCCCAAGGGCAGCAUGCAGAUGACCUUCAUCAAUGACUCAGGCAAGAUAGAGCCCAUCAAGGGUGUGGAGCCCAGCUUUGAGACAGUCAACUAUGACGGUGAUGCAGGGCCCUCUUCUGAAGCCCUUCCAUAA
This is a messenger RNA of Dromiciops gliroides (monito del monte), 1437 nucleotides long. RefSeq names its product nucleus accumbens-associated protein 1-like. Gene Ontology annotation, biological process: regulation of transcription by RNA polymerase II. NCBI's taxonomy places the organism in Eukaryota, Metazoa, Chordata, Mammalia, Microbiotheria, Microbiotheriidae. The record is from RefSeq and is a predicted model, not a curated record. Gene Ontology annotation, molecular function: RNA polymerase II cis-regulatory region sequence-specific DNA binding; DNA-binding transcription factor activity, RNA polymerase II-specific; protein binding.